AUGUUGGAAAAUCGAUCCUGCUCCUUGUGGUCAUGUGACGUAAGGAGAGUGGUAGUCAGUUCAGGGGGCUCGCUCCGAUAUGACGGUGAAAUGAAUGAUCCGCGAGCCCGUCGGAGGACUGCGUCUCUUCUCCAGAGCCUGUCGCUUAUCAAUGAUGCGCUUGCACCAGUCAGCAAUAGUACUUCUUCACCCUGCCCGAUAAUGCACGCACAGAUUCUCCAACUUAACCGUACAGCCGGGUCAAGGAUCUCGAGGACUCGGGAACUUGGAACACCAAUAGUAUAUACCUCCAGCCCCCAACAAGCAAUCAUGUGUCAUUUCUCGUUCCAGGGAUACUGUGCAAAAGCUACUCAAUUCCACUCAUUCAAAAUGCUCAGGGGUUUUUCCAUCUCCGUCUACGCGCUAGUGGUGCUUUUCGCGUCAUUAUAUCAACUAUUGCUGAACAAAGUCCUCUUCGUCUCGUUUGGUAUUGGCCGACUUAUACAGCCAAUCGAGGACUUCCCAUAUUCAUGCGGGCGCAUUGAGUAUGAAAAACUCAAAACCUGCGAGGAUCUAUGA
Molecule: messenger RNA, 558 nt
Organism: Lindgomyces ingoldianus
Lineage: Eukaryota; Fungi; Ascomycota; Dothideomycetes; Pleosporales; Lindgomycetaceae
Exons: 4
Coding region: 1-558 (185 amino acids)
Source: RefSeq, a predicted model, not a curated record